CAAGAACUUGAAAGGACGCCCCGGUGCUUUACACGUAGUAGCCGGAGCUUUCCGGCAGCUUUUCUGUCACUCGCGUUUCCUGAAACCUGCUUGGCUAUGGAGAAAGAAGUCUGAAUCUUUAGAACUCAUCACCAAGCAGUGCAGCUCAGCUACAGCAGAGCGAGCAAGCUUCCCGAGGGCCUCGCUGCGCUCCCGAGCUCAGCGGUGCAGUGAUGGGCUGCUCGGCGAGUAUUGCAAGGAAUGGGGCAACUGAUGUCGUCAAACUACAGGAGGAUGUGGAGCCCUCGGGCUACUCGAUCGCUAUGAGCACGGCGCCCAGCCGCUUCUCGCUCACCAUAUCCCGCACCUGUACCGAGGGCCCCAUCAAUGCCAGCAACUCACAACACCCGGCUUCGCGGAAAGCCGCCACCACCACCGGCAUCGCCACCGGAGCCGCUGCAGCCGCCGGCAGCGGUGUGGCAUCUGGGUCGGGGCCGGCGGCGGCGCUGGCCUCGCCUGCGGCCUGGUCUGUGGCCGGGUCGUCCGCACCUGGAUCGCCGCAGUCGCAGACGCCCACACCCGGCUCCUCGCCUGUGUCACCGCUCGACAUGAGCGGCCUGGGCCCAGCGGGUGCCGCUUAUGCCGGCAGCAGGUGCGGCCUGCACCACGCCGCCCGGAGCGCAGCUGCCAACCACCCAAAGAGGCCGCAGCUGGAGCCGGAGCCGGGGCCGGCGCAGGUGCCGCAGCAGCCCCUCAUGGCGUUGCCAGGACUACCGCUUGCAAAGGCGCACGGGUUAGAGGAAGCGGCAAGCGCGCAGUCGCCCAGCCCCUUCGCGGCAUCGUCCGUGGCGGCUGCCUCCGCUGGCAGCAACGGCUCAAACCUCAGCAGCCGCGGCCGCGCGCCGGCGCCGGCAACACCGCCCACGUCAUCCGCAGCAGCAGGAGUUUUGACAGCUGCCUGUGCCGGUGGCAUCAGCCGCUUGGACAGCAACAGCAGCAGCGUCGGCGGCUCUCCGGCCCGCCAUCCCAGCGUGCCGCACCCUGUCGGUGGCUUCUUCGACAGCAGGCCCAGUAGCCCCGCGCCCAUGUCGCAGCACGCCGCCGGCUCACACUCUGCCUCCGUCAUUGCUGCGUCAUCGGGUGACGUGCAAGCAGCGGAAUCCGCCGGCGGCGCGGCGCCCGGCGCCGCCGCUGGUGCGCUGUCGGCGGCGGCGGCGCCGCGGCCGGCGUGGGCCCGCAAGCUGCUUGGCGAGCAGGUGUCAGGUGGCAUUGCCACUCUGUCCUCGCCGCUGUUCUCGGAAGCAGUGCAAGGCCGCGAGGCGCUGUCGCGUCAGAGCUCCGGACUGCCCGCUGGCGGCGUGCUGCUGCCGCCCAUACUCGGCGCGCCGCCGCCGCUACCGUCCGCCGCCGGCGGCGUGCUCUUGGGUCCCGCCGGUAGCAGCCGCCUGCUGCGCGUGCUGCCUGCCCUCGGCGCCACCUCGACCUCGGGCGUGCCGCCUGUGGCAGCUGCGGCCGGCGCACCGGGGCUGGCGGCGCCGUCGUCGCCUGUGCAUGGCAAAUCGGUCCUUGGGCCGGCGCCAGCGCUGCAGCAGACACUGCCGCACCCUGCCACGGUCGUGACAUCCGGGGCCGGGCGCAGCGCCACAGCCGCUGCCAGCAGCAGCACCACUUCUGCGCUGGUGCCGGUUCCCACAUCGGCGGCGGCUGCGCUGCAGGCCUCGGGUCAGAACACGCCUAGCCCAUCCAACACGCCACCCGCCGCCACCAUCUACACAACGGCGGCUGUCCCACACGCCACCACCACAACCGAGUCGGCAUCGACGGCCGCGUCGCCGCCCCACCCGUCCGCAGCACCUGCACCUGCACCUGCCCUGAUGCCGCGUGUCAGCGCACCACCGGUGCUGUUGCCGACGGGCACGGGGGCGGGUGCACCUGCAGCGGCAGCACCACCGUCCCUUGCAGCCGCUGCGGCGGCGCUGUGCUCGAGCCCCGGCGGCCGCGGUGGCGGCGUGGCGCCGUCUCCGGCAUCGCUGACGGCGGGCAGCCGCGGGAGCCGCACGGCCGGCCUCUCGGCGGUGCGCGGCGGGCUGGUGACUCUGGCCUACGUCGAGUACUUUUUACAGACGCACGUUCUGGCGCGCGGUCCCGGCAGCGGCCUCAUGACCACGCGGCAGGUGGUGGAGCACAUCAUCGCGCCCGCCUGCGCUGCAGCCGGCUGCCGCUUCCCGGACGCCCCGGCCCCGGCCGUCCCGUCGCCCUCAGGCGCUGGCCAUGGCAGCGCGGGCCAAGAGCACGCACUGGGCGCCCCGCCGCGCGCCGCCACCUCGCCCAGCGCCUUCCCGGGCGGCAGCUGCAGCGCCCCCAACACGCCGUCUGACAGCAACAGCACCAGCGGCGCCGCUGACGCGGCCGCUGGCGGCUCUCGGCCGGUGGGCGGGCCCUUGCUGCACCUGCGCGACUGGGCCGCGUGCAGCCUGCCCGGCGGCGGCGCGGCGGCGGGCUCAGCUGCUGCUGCUGCGGCGGCUCCCAGCGGGCGCUACUGCUACGUGGUGCACGCUGCGGACUGCUGCUUCGCGGAUGUGGUGGGGCUGCUGCGGAGCCACCUGGCGGGCGUGCCGCCCGAAGAGGCGGUGCUCUGGUUCGACAUCUUUGCCCUGCCCCAGGAGCCGGAGCCCUCCGCCUCCUCCUCCUCGCCCUCUGGCCACCUGGCCCACCACAACGCCGGCUUUACGCCCGUCACCACCAGCGCCGCCUCCUUCUCCUCCUCCCUGCCCGCCGGCCGCGCCGCACGGGUCGACGCGGCGCGCGCCGCCAUCGCGCACGCCGGCAGCGUGCUGCUGUGCCUGCUGCCUCCCAGCGCCGGCUGCCCCGCCUACGCCACCCGCACCACCAGCGCGCGGCACCUGCAGCUGCAGGCGCGGCUGGCGCCGGCGCUGGCGCUGCCGAGCGGCAAUGAGGACGCUGCGGCCACGGCUGCCGGCGUCGAGGCGGGCGGGCUGCCGCUGCCGCUGCGCAGGACGUGGUGCCUGUGGGAGCUGUCCACGGCGCUGCGGCUGCGCGGCCCCAGCGCCCUCGUGGUGCUGGAGGGCGCCGGCUGCGGCGACGGCGUGGCGGCGCCGGCGCCCGAGGACGGCGGCGCGACCUCCAGCACCGCCGCCUUCCCGGUGCCGCGCGCCAUGUGCGGCGGCGGGCUGUGGCUGGUGGCGGGCGUGUGCCGCGCGCGCUCCCUCAGCCUGACCCGCUCCCAGCUGGGCGGCGCGCUGGUGCCCACGCCGCAGCACGCGGCCGACCGCGCCGCACUCAUCGCGGACAUGGUCGCCAGCACCGUCCCGGGGGCGGCGGCACCCGCUGCAGCAGCAGGAGCAGCAGGAGGCGCAGGCGGCCACGUGUCCAGCUGCGCGGACAUGGGCGGCUGCGCCGCCGCCGACGUGGAGGCGGUGGAGGCGGCGCUCCGGCUGUUUUUCGCGCUGGCGCCCACCGGGUACGGCGAGGAGCUGGCGGAGCUGGCGCUGCGGGCGGCGCCGGAGCAGGCGCCGGCGGCGCGCGGCGCGCCUGCACUUCCCGGCACUGGCCCUGGCGGCAGCUCCGCCGCUGCCAUUGCUUGCGCGGCCGGCGCCGGCAGCAAGAGUUGCUGGCAGUUCGAUGCACUGUGGGCGGCGCUGAGUGACGAGGCCGGCCCGCGCUGCGUGGUGGUGGCGGCGCCGCCGGGCGCAGGCAAGUCCACCUUUGCCGCCGCGCUGGCCUGCCCGCCGCCCACGCCGCCAGCCGCGCCUCAGCCGCCGGCGUGGCGCUCCGUGGCGGCGCUGCACCUGUGCCACGCCGCCGACCAGCGCCGCCAGGACGCGCUGCGGGUGGUGCGCUCGCUGGCGUUCCAGCUGGCGGCGCGCUUCCCGGCCUGCCGCGCGGCGCUGGCGGCUGAGAUGAGGUCUGCGUCGUCGUCUGUGUCGGUGCUGUUGAGCACGCAGCUGCCCAGCACCACGCAGCUAGAGGACGCAGUAGAGGCGCUGCUGGUCAAGCCGCUGGCGGCGCUGGCGGCGGCGGCGCCUGCGGCGCACCCGCCGCUGCCGCUGAUCCUGCUCAUUGACGGAGUCGAUGAGCGCGGCCCACCAACAGGCGCGGGGUCGAAGCCGCUGGUGCAGCCUCAGCCACCACCGGCAUCGCCGUCUGGCUCCGAGCUGUGCAGCCCGCGCCCGCCAUCCACACCGCCAAGGGCGGGCGGCGGCGGCGGCAGGCCGUGCCCGAGCCGCUCGCCGUCAAGUGCCGCCGCCGCCGCGACGGCCGGAGCCGCCGGCACGGUCCCCUCGUCGCCGUCGGGCAACGUGGCCGCAGCGGCAGUAGCUGUGGGCGGUGCGGCCACCCGCGGCCCCUUCCCACUAGCGCCUCUGGUGGCAGUUCUGCUGCGCCGCUUGCCGCCGUACGUGCGGCUGCUGCUUACCGCAGCGCAGCCGCCCAGGUGCGAUGCCGGCAGCAGCGCCAGCAACGUCACGGCGGCUGCCGGUCUGGACCCGGCCCCUGCCCCCGACGGCGUUGCCUCGGCCGACUCGGUCGCGGAGUGGCUGCAGGCGACCAACCUUGCGGCCGGCCCCACAGCUGCUGCUAGUGACGGCCGCCGCGCCGCCGCCGCCGGCUCUGACACGGCUCUUGCGGCGCGGGCGGACUGCCGUGUGCUGCCGCUGUCGACACUGCGUGACGACUUCGCCCUUGCGGCGUCGCUGCACCAGCAGUUGCUGCUGCGCGCAGGGCCGGAGGGCGCUCUGCCAUUGACGGCGGCGCUGCUGGUGCGCGGCGGCCCUCGCCUCUCCUUCUACGUCACAUGCCUGCGGCUGCACGCGCUGCCCACCCUCGCGGCCACGCCCGAGAAGCUCCCACUCACAAUGGAUGCCGCUUGGGAGAUGCUCUUCGAGCAGGACUGGCGGGCGGGCGGCGGCGGCGCGGUGGGGCUUGCGGAGUCUGAGAAGACGGCGGCGCGGCGGCUGCUGGCGGUGCUGGCGGCGGCGCAGGAGCCGCUGCCGGUGGCGCUGUUGUCGGCGCUGGGGCUGGCGGCGGCGCUGUCACUGCUGCCGGGCUGGGGCACAGGGCUGUUCGUGGAGGACCUGCCGCAGCGGCGUGUGCGGGUCGCGAGCGGCCCGCUGGCGGCGUGGCUGCGCGGCGGCGCCGCCACGUACGGCGCUGACGUGGCGGCGGGACACGCCAUCCUGGCGGCGCAGCUGUACGACAUGUGCGGUCGGGCGGCGUGCACGACAGCUGCUGAGGGGCCCGGCGGAGCAGGAGCCGGCACGGCACCGGCGGCUGCGCUGCCUGGUGCCAUUGCGGCCUAUGCCGCGCGCCACCUGCACACGCACCUGGCGGCAGCCAUUGCGCUGGCGCCCGCGUCACCGCAGCUGCAGCAGCUGCAGCAGAAGCUGCAGCUGCUGGAGCAGCAGCCACCAUUGCGGGCGAGCACCAGCGAUCGUUUGCGCCUGACGCUGCCCGCCGACGGGGGCUCAGCAGCCGCGCUGCGUGCAGCGCCUGCCACAGCCUCCACGCCCGCGCCGGGGGCCGCGGGACCUGUGGCGGCGCUGAAGCAGCAGGCGGGUACGGCGCAGCAGCAGCCGCUGCCGUCCCUGUCGCAGCUGGAUGCCUGGGCCGCGCACUUAGGCAUGCCGGCGGAAACGCCACGCACCAGCCUUGCGGGAAGCGCGAGGAAGCAGCCGCCGCCGGAGCCGCCGCGCGGACCGCCGGCGCCCAUCGCGGUGUAAGGCUGGGCAUCUGGGCAUAGUAAGCACGUGCGUGCGGCGCGCGCACUUGAGGUGUUUGGCCGAGGUGACUGAGGUGGCCGUACAAGAGACGGGCAGCAUUCAUGACUCUACUAACGCAGGGGCAUUCUUCCACAGCUCUUAUGCAGGCUCCCGGGACGGUGUGUGUAAUAGAUGCACAUCCGUUCAGGCACAUGCAAGAGAAAGGCAGACCGCCUGUGCUGCUGUAACACGCGUCUGUGCUGGGUUGGGCAUUCUUACUUCUUCCCCCUGGGGUUUAACUGUGAGAGCAGACAGUGAGAUGGGCGUGGAGAGUACAGCAUGCCACCUGGAGUGGAUUACCGCUAAUUCUGACGUUCAUCGCUAUUGAUGCGCCGGUUUGUUUAUUUCAUGUACGGUACGUUACUUGAGCUCUGCCCCGACUUUUGCGUUGCCCAGGGCCGCCUGGCGCCUGUUGCGACUGUCGGGGUCAGCAGGACGGUGGUGGAAUCACAACAUCUAGAGUUUUGGUGUGCCACGUCUUGUGUUGCGCGUGUCCUUACGGCGUAGAACUUGCUACGUGCUUAACCAGGAGACGUGUAGUCGCACUUCACCGAGCUGUAGUACCGCAGCCUAGCAAAGAUUGGGCCCAGAUAGGGUGCCUAGCUUACACUGCUCUGCCACAAGUACAUUGAAUGACCAUCAGCAAGCUUAUGCGCUGGAGUUGUAAGGUGUGGGAGAGACAAAGAAGUAGGUGCGGACGUGUGUGUACCUGGCGACGAAACGGCGUCAGUUUCGUAGCCGCAAGCCGCAGACACGGUGGCCACGCAUCCGAAUGGGCGUCGCGAUUAGUAGUGCUUUACCGUACUCGCUGUGGGUGUGGCUAGAGGUCGGGCCAAGCAUGCGUGGAGGUAAGAAUGCGGCCGUCAGCUACGGGUUUGAGAGACACCGGCACCGUCCGGCGGGAAUUGCUUUUUCUUGCGAGGGAGGGAGCCGGCCGCCAGCUGCGGCGAGUGCGGCAGGAGUGGCCUCCGAGGGUCAAGGAAGGUGCGGCAACUGAGUCAUGCAGGGCCCAACUCGCUUUGGUUGUGACGCUCUGAUUGCACGUUGAGGUUGUGAUGUUGUCCGGCUAAGCGGUUGCAACUGCAUAAAUGAAUUGUUCUGAGCUUGAGGAUUGCAGACGUUGUGUGUGCAUGGCUGGAGGCGCAUGUGCAUGCAAGCACCUAGACGGGUGGUGCUUGCCUGGUGCCAAACCGGGGCAUUGUAGAGCCUAAAGUUACGGCGGUUUUGAGCACGUUCACAAGACACUGCCUUCAAGUCCCAAGGCCAGACGUACCUUUACAAACAUGCUGCAUUAACAUGCAGGCGGUCAGGGCUGCGGGGUCGUGGACACGUGGACCGAUGGCCGUUGUUUGUAACUUACCGGUAGGUCUGUCAUGUGUGCGGCAGGCCUUGGGACAAUGAACGAACACGAUGACGUGGAAAUGGUGUUGACAAAGAUUUAUACGCGUGCGCAUAGCACGACGGAGAGCUCAUUGUGGCGGCCGCUGUGUCUCCCAAGUUUUGGCAUCAGUUGGGGCUCCCGGGUUGUAUCGCAGAGUAUUGGUGCGGCAACAAGAUCUCUGGUUGCUUGUUGGACCUCAUUCGUGGAUCAGGGCACGUGCCAACACACCACGGAGCUCUGUAUAUUAAGGGGGGGCUGCGCACGCCGCCGUGUUGGGGCGAGCAACCUCAGAUGCGCCUCGAUGCAUACAUGCAUAGCCACUUUACGCACCGCGUAUCGCUCAGGAUCGCGAAGGCUAGGAUGUGCAUUGUGUUGUGCUCUGCAUAGGGCUGGCUUCCCGCCUGUAACCUUGCCUGUAACUGAUGCCGUAG
Chlamydomonas reinhardtii is the source of this 7568-nucleotide messenger RNA. RefSeq lists its product as uncharacterized. The record is from RefSeq and is a predicted model, not a curated record. The transcript is spliced from 4 exons. NCBI's taxonomy places the organism in Eukaryota, Viridiplantae, Chlorophyta, Chlorophyceae, Chlamydomonadales, Chlamydomonadaceae. The coding region runs from base 213 to 5717 and encodes 1834 amino acids.